GGGAUGGAUCUGCCAAGCCUUGUACCACAAAAAAUCUUUAAUAUUUCUUGUAUCAUCUAGCAACACAAGAGUUGUACUCCUUUUAUGUUGACUUCAAAAUGGAGAGAUGAUAAGGACGUUCUGUUGUUUCUGAUGAUGCUGAUCAAGAGCCUAAUGAAGCAUAAGCCACAUGAAUCAUAUAAUGGUGAUACAAAUAAGAAACGGAGUUGAUUCAUAUUUUUAGGUACAAUGCACUUAAGACUUUCUUUUUUCUUUAUUUUUUUUCUUCUAAAUGAAUUUUGAUCAGGAGUUUAAAGAGAAUAUUUAUGAGCCUUGGAGAAGCGAAUAUGUCAAUUAUGAAGAAAUUCAAUUCAAUUUAAAAAAUCAAUACAUAUCGCAACCCGAAUUCGAAUCCAUCAUAUCAGCAGAAGCAGACAAAGUAGAGUUAUUUAUUAAUAGAAAACAACGUGAAAUAGAAUCAAGGAUAUCUUAUUGUGAACGAAGCCUUUCAAAUGUGACAUCACCCUUAGUGUAUGAAACAACCGAUGACGCACUAACAGAGAUGCUACUUGACCUGAACGACCUUUCAAAAUACACUCGUUACAAUUUCUUGGCCUUACAGAAAUUAAUAAACGAAACCAAGUUUGAUCACUCUCGGUUACUUUACUGGCUACGUUCAAAAUCACUAGAUAAACAACGGUUCGAUCUCGCUCUUGUCAAAAUAGCUACUCUUCAUGACCUCUGUCGACUUCAUGGAAAGGCAAGACCCCCUUCGCCUUCAAAUAUAGACGGCACAUUCGAAAAGGCCAAGUUUUGGGUACAUCCUGACAAUGUUACGGAAUUGAAGGCUAUCUUAUUAUUUCAUUUACCCGUCGUUAUAUCCAACACAGACAAACCAAUUGAACAAUCAGAUAGCUCAGUAUCCAGCAUUUACUUUGACAACCCUUAUUUCGACCUAUAUCAGAACCGACUUCAACGAGACGAAGGAGCCGAGGCAAUUCGUUGUCGCUGGCUCGGACCUGUAAAUGAGGCAAAGGAAGUUUAUAUCGAACGCAAGACACACCAUGCGCCCUGGAUGAACGGUUUAUCCGUCAAGGACAAACUUUCAUUCAAUGUAGACCAAGUGGAUGGGUUUAUCAAAGGCACUUAUACAGCUGAGCAGUACGCCAACGACUUGCGUCACAAGAAGAACAUGCCUGAGGAGCAAGUGAAAAAGUGUCAUGCGAUUGCUUCGGGCAUUCAAAUGUCAAUACAGGAAAGGGAGCUCGAGCCGAUGAUGCGAGUGUUCUAUCAUCGCACUGUCUUUCAGGUUCCUGAUGACCCACGUAUCGUUAUCACGCUUGACACAGAUGUCAACUUUAUACGCGAGGAUCCACCGAGAGGACAUUGGCGAAGAGAGAAUAUGGAUUAUCCCUUUGACUCUGAGGAGGAGGUCUACUCAUUUCCUUACGCCAUCAUGGAGACCACAACCCAUAUACCUCCUCCUGAAUGGCUCACACGACUAUUCGAUUCACGAUUGGUUUAUGAAGUGCCUCGAUUUUCCAAAUACUUGCAGGGUGUUGCCUAUUUUUGGAACUCAAGGCUACCCUUGGUGCCCUGGUGGUUGGAACAGCUCGAACUCGAUAUCCGUAAUGCCAAACAGCCUACAGGCAAUUUCAGUGGACUCUCUCGGUCCAAGAGCUUGAGACCACUGAUCGAUGGCAAGUAUCGUAUGGGCUACCUUGAAUCUCAGUUAGAACGAAGCGCUGGCUUCAAACGCACUGUCAAUCGAUACUCGGCUGCAUCUCGAGCGAGUAACCCAUUUGAUGAUCCUAUCUGGUCACAACAUAGCCCUCUAUCACCCACCACUGCUUCUUCCAUCAGUCGAGUCAUGUCGCCCUCGGAUGGUCGAAGGACGACGAUAUUCUUGGAUUCAGCCUCCACCGAUUUUCUCAUUGGCGGUAAACAUACGCCAAGAUCUUCCUAUUUACAAGUCGAAAAGGAUGAAAAGGAAAAAGAACGACUGUUUAGUGAAGACAUUACGAUCGUGGAAGAAGGCCGAAGGAAUAAAAAGGAAAAGAAGGCAGAAGAAGAAAAGCUAGGUGCAGAAGUAGAAGUAGAAGAAGAGGAAAAACCAAAGAAGAAGAAAAAGAAGAACAAGGAAGGAGGCGCAAUGGUUGAACCAAAAAUCUUUUUUGCUAAUGAACGUACGUUUAUUCAUUGGUUACACUUUGCUACCAUCCUUCUGUCGGCUGCCGUCACUCUCUUGAACUUUGGUGAUCGUGUCAACCGUAUUGUGGGAGCCGUCUUUUUUGGUAUUGCCUUCUUGUUUUCUUUCUACUCCUUUGGAUUUUAUCGUUGGAGAGCGCAUAGAAUAGCGACCAAACCUCAUUUGAGAUUCGAUGAUAUCUUUGGACCUGUGAUUUUGUGUAUCUUAUUGAUCGGUGCCCUUGUUCUUAACUUUGCUCUUCGAUUCAAUACGCCACCACAAAACAAUUCUUAUUUGGGUGUAAACAAUACUAAUACUUCCGACUUGUAAAACUUUUUGCUUCAUGAUGAUGACGUUGAUGAAACUUUUAUACACUCUUUAAAGAAAUAUAAUAAAAAAGGAGAGGAAUUAUAUUCCCCUUAUACCACGC
Messenger RNA from Rhizopus microsporus ATCC 52813, 2597 nucleotides. RefSeq lists its product as uncharacterized. The transcript is spliced from 2 exons. NCBI's taxonomy places the organism in Eukaryota, Fungi, Mucoromycota, Mucoromycetes, Mucorales, Rhizopodaceae. The coding region runs from base 272 to 2497 and encodes 741 amino acids. The record is from RefSeq and is a predicted model, not a curated record.